AUGGCAUCAGCAAUCCUUGCUGGAAAUGGACGGCAGAAAACAGUUGAAGAGCUUUUAUGCUCCGCAGAAUUACCUGAUGGAAUACACAGCCAGUUAACAUUUAUUGCAGUUUUAAACUCUUUUCUGUCCAUUACUGCAUUUCUUGGGAAUGCUCUGAUCCUAAUUGCUCUUCAUAAGGAGUCUUCACUUCAUCCGCCGUCCAAACUCUUGCUUCGAUGCCUUGCAACAACCGAUCUCUGCGUUGGUCUUAUCUCAGAGCCUCUCUUUGUUACCUAUUGCAUGUCUAUAGUGAACGAACAUUGGAAUAUGUGUCGCUACGCAACAGCAACGGGCUUUACAACAGCCAAUAUUUUCUGUGGAGUAUCUGUGUUGACACUGACUGCAAUUAGCGUGGACAGACUUCUCGCCCUGUUGUUGGGACUAAGAUACAGACAAGUUGUAACUUUAAAGCGAACUUACAUGAUCGUUAUUACGUUUUGGGUUGUGUCCACUGUCAUUUCGGCAAUGCAAUUUUGGAAUCCCCUUAUAACCUUAUGGUGCGGUAUCAUAGCUAUAUCUCUGUGUCUAGUAACCUCGAUCUUCUCUUACUCAAAGAUAUUCCUCACCCUCCGUCAUCAUCAAAAUCAAGUACAAGACCAUGUUCAACAACCGAACGAAACAAAUCAAGUGAGCAUAGCGCGAUACAAAAAGGCACUGUCCAGUGCAAUAUGGCUGCAACUGGCGAUGGUCAUUUGUUACCUACCCUAUGGUGUAGUGACGGCUUUGGCGCCAAAUAGUGGACGAAUUUCAUCCGUUUAUUACGCUUGGCGUUAUGCAUUCACUUUAGUUUUCUUUAACUCGUCAUUAAACCCGAUUUUUUACUGCUGGAAGAUAGAAGAAGUCAGACAAGCUGUGAGGGACACAAUCAGACAAGUGGUAUGCCAUUGUUUUGCGACUUAGCUCUAAAAGUCCGAGGCUAAGAAAAGAUAAAAAGUGUAUGAUGCUCAAAGAUUAAGAUUUUUAAAAUUCUGUUAAAGGUUGUCUUAAAUUCAAGUGGUGCGAACUCAUCUCAAUUUAUCGGCAUUACUUGUUUUUGUAGUAGUAUGGUAGCAAAAAGAGAGAAUUUCAUCAUUUUUGUAAAUAAAAGACAAC
Messenger RNA from Orbicella faveolata, 1131 nucleotides. Its product is annotated as melanocyte-stimulating hormone receptor-like. Gene Ontology annotation, biological process: G protein-coupled receptor signaling pathway. Gene Ontology annotation, cellular component: membrane. NCBI's taxonomy places the organism in Eukaryota, Metazoa, Cnidaria, Anthozoa, Scleractinia, Merulinidae. Gene Ontology annotation, molecular function: G protein-coupled receptor activity. The record is from RefSeq and is a predicted model, not a curated record.